Colletotrichum destructivum is the source of this 906-nucleotide messenger RNA. RefSeq lists its product as uncharacterized. NCBI's taxonomy places the organism in Eukaryota, Fungi, Ascomycota, Sordariomycetes, Glomerellales, Glomerellaceae. The record is from RefSeq and is a predicted model, not a curated record. The transcript has 2 exons. Bases 1 to 906 code for a protein of 301 amino acids.
AUGCAGUUUCUUAACGUGUUUAACGCCAUAAUUUGGUGCGGCUUCCUCGCUUUCUUUCUUUCCUCUGUCAACCCCGGUUGGGACACUGGGCAGAACUGUUCUAUGCUGAAUAUUACCACCGCAGAAAUAGCAAAGAAUAUCAGUGACACAUUCGACAUACUCGACAAAGAUCAGGCCCAGCGGCGUAUCACAGUCCCUAGCCAAAUCUCGGAACCGCUCAAGUCGGUUGCUACGAAGGUUGAGGGACAUGUAGCAACGGCCGUGGCCUCCGCAAAACAAGCCAUCAGCACGCCACUUACCAAUGUUUGGAAGGAAAUCCAACCAAAGUUCCUCGACGAUUUGACUCGGUGGAGAAACACGGUCCCCGUCUACUGUUGUCUCCAAACGCGGGGCGUGUGGCAGCUUGGGUACCCCGACUCGACCACCAAGCUCGUUCCGUCCCAGGACUUCAACAUGGUGGAAGCCUUCCAAAUCAAGGAACUCAGCGAGUUAUUCAGCGCUGCACAUAAGAUCGUUCCAGGGCUGCCAGAUAGCUUAGCUAGUGACCUUGGCAAUGUUGACUUCGGCGUUGUCGACAGGAUCGUUGUCGUAAUAUACGGGCUGCUUUUGGCUCUCCUCGUCGGGACCUUUGUCACAAUCGUUGUCUCCAUAUUUCUACCGCAGACCGGUUUGUUUUGUUGCAUUCCUAGAAUGGCAAUAAACUUGCUUCUCCUUCUGCUUUGGUUCAUGGCUCUGGCUUGUAUGAGCGUUUCUUUGGCCGUAACCCACGUUUCGAGCGGACUUCUCUCUAUUUUGGAUCUAGGCAUCACCUCGCAAGCUGGGACGACGCUGUGGCUCUCCGUGGCUGCUGCGGUUUGGCUUUCGCUGUGGUUUGUUCUCAACUUUCUUAAGUCCAUCUGUCUUUGA